AUGGAACCUAUGUUUAUCUACGGCAUGUGUUUAUGUAAUAGUGGAGACAUAUCUGCGACUCAAACUGGUGCAUCCACGGGCAAAACCCCCUCAAGUGUACGUAGUAAAGCAAUUUGGGACAAAGAUGCGAGGGAGUGCUUCAUCCUCAUAUGUGUGGAAGAGUUGGGUGGUGCUAACUACAAAUCAGGAACCCAACUUACAAAGCUGUGGAAGAACUUAGUGUUAGGUGAAAGUGGAUUGGGUAAGGAUCCUGACACUGGUGCAAUAACAGCAUCAGAUGAGUGGUGGGAGUUGAAGCUAAUGCGACAUCCUGAUUGCUAUAAGUUUAAGCUGAAGCCCUUAACAUUGGAGGAAGAAAUGCGUAUUCUUUUUGGUAGCAACACAAAACAGGUGGCUGUUGAUGGCUUUGCUACAAAGAAAGGCAAAGGGAAAAAAGGUACAGUCACGUCAAGGCUUGAAGCCUGUAUGCAACAAAUAUGUGAUUCAACUGACAGUGCUAGUUCUCCAUCUGUCCAGCGUGUUGCUGCUGAGAUUCCUACCAUGAAAGAAUGCGCAAACAAGUUGUCAGAGCUUCGUGAGUUCAACGAGGAUGCUGAGUUAUGGGCACAAGGCUUUAACCUUUUCAAGAAUAGUAAAAUCCGAGCAAUAUUCAUGUCGUGCCCUGACGAUCUUAGGAUGUACCACUUCAUCACCCAAGAAUUAAACAGAGCACAAACAGCAGAGCUUGCCAAAACUUGA
Messenger RNA from Rhododendron vialii, 738 nucleotides. RefSeq lists its product as uncharacterized. Lineage: Eukaryota; Viridiplantae; Streptophyta; Magnoliopsida; Ericales; Ericaceae. The record is from RefSeq and is a predicted model, not a curated record. Bases 1 to 738 code for a protein of 245 amino acids. The transcript is spliced from 4 exons.